AUGGGAAAAGCAUCUCCCGAUCAUGGAGAUCAAGGCUGUACAUAUGAUGAGCUAGUGCAGGCAGCGGAAGCCGAUUGUCCUCGGUGCACGUUUGUAUUGAAGUGUAUCAGAGGAGGUGCAACACAUCUCAAAGUUGGCGACAUAAAGAAAGUCACGACUCCUUCCCGCGGCUACGUCAAAUUUGAGUGGUCUGCCGGAGAGAUCAUGCUAGAGAUUUUCAACCAGAACGGCAAGUCUAUCAUCUCCCUUUGCUUUUGUCAGUCGCAGAUUCAUGAUUCAUCUGCCUCGUUCAUUUGCCCAAAGCGACUGCUCGACCUGAGUAACGGGACUUUGGUUCUUCGGGAGCAUCUAAGGCAGAAACUACGCUACGCGUGCUUGAGCCAUUGCUGGGGCAAGAUCAAGAUCGUCAAGACGACGACACAAACCAUUGCCGGUUUCAAGACGGAAGUGCCCUUGGAUCAACUAUCGAAAACGUUUCGUGAUGCUGUUGACAUAUGUCGGAGUCUUGGAAUUAUCUACCUCUGGAUUGACUCUCUUUGCAUCAUCCAAGACAGCCCAGAAGACUGGAAAGAACAAGCAGCUCAGAUGGCAGACGUUUAUCAGCAUUCAUUCUUGACUAUCGCAGCUACGAAAUCUCAUGAUGGGUCCCAAGGUUGUUUUUCAGAGACUAGCCAUCAAUACGUGGCCAAGUUGGUUCCUGGUUACAAAGAUAUUUAUGUCCGCCAACAGGUACCACUUUUUCCAAAUCACUGGGUGCAACUAGACAAGAACAAUAACUACCCCGUGCUCAAUCGCGCCUGGAUAUAUCAAGAGAUGAUGCUUUCGCCACGAGUUCUGCACUUCUGCAACGAGGAAGUCAUCUGGGUAUGCCGAUCUUCACAACGAAGUGAAAGUGGUUGCAAUGACCGAGAUUACAACGAUGACAAGAGCUUCAAGCCUACGCUAUUUAGCUGCGUGAAUGAUAUUCCUCGGGAUAGUGACCAGUUCACGUGGCAUCGGUCGGUUCAGGAGUACUCCAGACUCAACCUUACCUAUGAAUCAGAUAAGACAAUUGCACUGGCUGGAGUUGCUCAACGUAUGCAACGCACACGACCUGAUGAUAGGUAUCUGGCUGGUAUCUGGGAGAAACACCUACCCCUCGAUCUUCUCUGGAUGGUCUGGCCUACGCCAAAGAUUAAGAAACCGAGGCUUGCUAGAUACCCUUCAUGGUCCUGGGCUUCAGUCUCGUCACAGGUUAUGUGGGACGGAAAUUGGAGUCCACUUCAGUCUGUGGUCAUUCAGAAAGUUCGUUAUACGCCUGAUGGCCCAAGCCACAUGGGGAACUGCUCGAGGUCCUCAAUCAUCUUACAAGCUCCUCUAAUCGAUGUAAAGUCCUUGCUGCCAACCAAGAUCACACCUAUGGGCGUAUGGAAUGAUAACGUUAGCCACACAGUCACACCAGUGGAAGACAUCAGCGUCGAAGAGCUUUGUGUAAACGACUACAAGCCUGACAGCCCGUCAGAUGGAUCUGCAUCUACAACAUGGCCACCUGCUAUAGGCGGCUUCGUUAUACCACUUGGUGUGAACGUCGAAGACAGUUAUAACUUCUGUGGUAUUCAUGUUAUCAAGAAGUUGGGAAGUAAUUGCUAUGAACGAGUAGGUCAUGUCGGAAUAAGCCAUGAUGCUUUACAGAUGAGCAACUACACCAAGUUCUUCCAUCGUCUAAAGCAUGAUGAUGCUUCACGAAAGCUAAGCAUGGAGUCUCUGGAGACAACUUCCAGAUCCUACGCUUAUCGUGUAAGAGAGCUGUUAGAAGGACUACAAGUUUCAGAAAUUGUCUUGGUAUGA
Molecule: messenger RNA, 1827 nt
Organism: Fusarium tjaetaba
Lineage: Eukaryota; Fungi; Ascomycota; Sordariomycetes; Hypocreales; Nectriaceae
Product: tol
Exons: 3
Coding region: 1-1827 (608 amino acids)
Source: RefSeq, a predicted model, not a curated record